This is a messenger RNA of Colletotrichum karsti, 1083 nucleotides long. RefSeq lists its product as uncharacterized. Gene Ontology annotation, molecular function: catalytic activity. NCBI's taxonomy places the organism in Eukaryota, Fungi, Ascomycota, Sordariomycetes, Glomerellales, Glomerellaceae. Gene Ontology annotation, biological process: nucleoside metabolic process. The coding region runs from base 1 to 1083 and encodes 360 amino acids. The transcript has a single exon. The record is from RefSeq and is a predicted model, not a curated record.
AUGGUACAAGCAGAAAGUGCCUAUGAAAUCAUGACCGACCCUGAUACGGAGGACCAGAUACAGCCUGGGCAGGAUCCAGAUCCGAAGAAGCGACGCCAUGAGCAAUACACAGUGGGCUGGGUCUGCGCUUUACCGAAGGAACAAACAGCUGCGAUUGCCAUGUUGGAGGAACGUCACCUGGACUUACCCAAGCCAUCGACAGAUAGCAAUGCUUACACCCUUGGCUCUAUCGGAAAGCAUAUGAUUAUAAUUGCCUGUCUGCCAAAAGGACAAAUCGGAAACAACUCAGCAGCUACAGUAGCAACUCGACUGGUUUCUACGUUUCCUGCUGUGAAGGCUUGCUUCAUGAUUGGUAUUGGGGGCGGCAUCCCCCCGAAAGUUCGACUUGGUGAUGUCGUCGUUAGUACACCAAUUGGACAAUAUCCAGGUGUUGUCCAAUGGGACUUUGGGAAGGCUCAGGAAGGCGGCCGCUUUGAGAGAACUGGCGCCCUCAACAACCCCCCAGGAUUCCUUUUGACGGCGCUGGCUAAGCUGGAGAGUACGCAUGAGAUGGAAGGAUCCAAGAUCAAUGACUUUCUAGAAGAUAUGCGUCGAAAGUGGUCGAGACUGGCCCCAAAGUACUUGCGUUCGGCUUCCCUCGAAGAUGUCUUGUUCAAGGCAAACUACAAGCAUGUAGAAACAGCAGACGAAACGGACGAAGACGAUGAGGAAGAGGAAGUAGCUUGUAAGCUAUGCGACCGAACACAGGCAAAGAAGAGGAAAUCUAGGGAUAUGCGCGUACACUACGGGCUUAUCGCCACGGGAAACCAGGUGAUCAAAGACGCGAUCUUCCGAGAUGAGCUUAACAAAAGUCUGCAUGGUCAAGUUCUCUGUGUCGAUAUGGAAGCUGCAGGGCUAGUAGCUAGCUUCCCGUGUCUAGUUAUUCGGGGCAUUUGCGACUAUGCCGACUCGCAUAAGAACAAGCAGUGGCAAGAACACGCGGCUGCGAUUGCUGCAGCCUUCGCCAAGGAGCUUCUGAGUUAUGUACAGCCUCAGGAUGUGGCCGAUGAGCGUCCAGCGAGGGAAAUCCUUCAAGACAGUUAG